GGCUCGGGGUGUCGUCUGUGUGCGUGCGUGCGUGUGUAUUUUAAAACCUGGUAUGGCCAGGACAGCAGCGACCUGAGGGGGAAGGUGGGAGAUGGGUCCGCGCGAUAACCGCCGAGAGGAGCGCCGCCUCAGCCUGCCCUAGAGACCCCGAGCAAGCGAGGAGACGGAGACUCCGGAGGCGCCAGUCCGGAGAAGCCCCAUGCGGAGGAGCCGGCGCGGAGGGGGCAGCUGCGGCUGCUGAGAGAGAGUGUGUGAGAGAGAAAAGAAAGAGACGGACGGACGGAGAAAGAGGGAGCCAAGGGAAGGAGGGAAAGAAGGAGUCUCGGGCGGCGGGGCGCCGGCCAAGCGGCGGUCUGGGAGCGGCUCACGGCAAGGGGGCGAUGUGCCCGGAGGAGGACGGGGGUUGCGGCGGCGGCGGCGUGGUUGGGGUGAUCUCGGCGCCGGGGAGCGCUGCCGCUUCUUCUUCCGCCGCGAGUGGAGGUCUGGAAGGGACAACGGCCGCUGCAGCUGGGACGACGGGCACCACCACCACGACCGCCGCCGCCACCCCCAGCAGCAACAGCGGCACGGCGGCUCUCCUGGGCGAGCUGCGCUCUUGGUGGGAAGUGCCGGCCAUCGCUCACUUCUGCUCCCUCUUCAGGACCGCUUUCCGACUGCCCGACUUCGAAAUCGAGGAACUAGAAGUAGCCCUUUUCAGUGAUGAUGUGGACUUCAUCAGUGAUCUUAUUGCAUGUCUACUUCAAGGUUGCUACCAGCGCAGUGAUAUCACAGCACAGACAUUUCAUGGCUACCUUGAAGAUAUCAUCAACUAUCGCUGGGAACUGGAGGAAGGGAAGCCCAACCCCUUGAGGGAAUCUACUUUCCAGGAAUUGCCCUUGCGCACCCGUGUGGAGAUACUGCACCGCCUUUGUGAUUACCGUCUUGAUGCUGAUGAUGUGUUCGAUCUGCUCAAGGGCUUGGAUGCAGAUAGCCUCCGGGUCGAGCCAUUGGGAGAGGAUAGCAAUGGUGCAAUCUACUGGUAUUUUUAUGGCACACGAAUGUACAAAGAGGAACCCAUCAAACCAAAUGGAGAGCUUUCUUCAGACAGGGGAUUUGGCUCACAGACAAGCACUCCAAACGUUCCAGGAAAAAUAGUAAAAAGACGAGGACGACCUCCCAAACGAAAAAAAUUGCUUGAAGAAAAUCUCUUGAGAGAAAAGGCAGAAGAGAAUGCACUUGCUCAUGAGACACAUCUGAGAAAUGGUUCUCAAGGACCUGGGCAUGGAACUUGGUGGCUGUUGUGUCAGACGGAAGACGAAUGGAAGCAGGUCACAGAGAGCUUUCGAGAGAGACCAUCUUUACGAGAGAGACAGCUCUACAAGCUCUUAAGUGAAGACUUCCUUCCAGAGAUUUGCAACAUGAUUGCACAAAAGGAGAAACGUCUACAACGGAUGGAGUUUUCUCCCAGAUGGAUGUCUGAUCAUCAGCACAUCAAGUCAGUCCAGCAAGAGGUAACUCCAGUGGUGCUUAGCAGAAUGGAGAAGCAGAGACGGAGAGACGAAGAAGAAGAGCGUCAGAUCCUUUUGGCAGUUCAGAAAAAAGAGCAAGAACAGAUGCUGAAAGAGGAAAGAAAACGGGAAAUGGAAGAGAAAGUCAAGGCGGUGGAAGAACGAGCCAAAAGAAGAAAGCUCCGAGAAGAACGAGCAUGGCUUCUGGCCCAGGGAAAGGAGCUUCCUCCUGAGCUUUCUCAUCUGGAUCCUAGCUCACCUGCUAGGGAGGAGAGGAAGGCCAAGGACCUCUUUGAACUGGAUGAUGAGUUCACUGCCAUGUACAAAGUUUUAGAUGUGGUGAAAGCUCACAAGGACUCCUGGCCAUUCCUGGAACCAGUUGAUGAGUCCUAUGCUCCAAAUUACUACCAAAUCAUUAAGACUCCCAUGGAUAUCUCCAGCAUGGAAAAGAAGUUAAAUGGAGGCCAGUACUAUACAAAGGAGGAGUUUGUGGGGGACAUGAAGAUGAUGUUUAGGAACUGCCUUAAAUACAAUGGUGAAACCAGUGAGUACACUAAAAUGGCUUAUAACUUAGAGAGAUGUUUCUACCGGGCAAUGAUAAAGCAUUUACCUGGAGAAGAUGGGGACACAGAUGAUGAAUUCUGGAUCAGAGAAGAUGGAAAGCGGGAGAAAAAAAGCCGUCGGACUAUACGUUCUAGCACAGGGAAUCCUUGGACCCGAUCCAGAGACUCUGAAGGACCUGGCAGGAGACAACCACAUGUGCAAAAUGGAGGAAAACUUCCACCCCAUAAAGCAAAACAUCGAGUUCCCACUUCUUCCUCCUCUUCCUCCUCCUCCUCUAUAGAGGAUCCACGUCACAGCUCAGUUAAUCCUACUGGACAAGUUGCUUCUUCCAAUGGACGAGGUGUCCUGCGUUCCCAUCAUUAUGGUGGAAUACCCAGCCAUGUUUCCCAUCCUGGACAGAUGAGGUCAACAAUGCAAGGAACAUUUAGCUCACCUCAUGGGUCUGAUUCUGCAAAACCAUAUGGAUCACCUCGAGUACCAGAACCACACCCUGGUGAGCCAAGUCAGCAGCAGCAUUUUGCCAUGCAGCCUAGCAUUGGACUGAAUAAUACCAAAGGACAUCGGCUUCCUGUUCCAGAGAAACAGGUGUGUGCAGGACCAAUGCAUGUCUCUGCAGUCGGAUCACAACCUGGGUCCCUGCCACUUGGUCGAAUGAGUGGCCCUCCCUCAGAUGCCAGUAUAUACUCCUCUGCACAAUUUCAGCAAGGAUUUCUUUCUCCAAGGCCUAAUGGACCCCCUAUGAGACAACCAGAGACCUCAGACCUUCCUCCUGGCCAUAUGUAUAGGACUUAUAAAUACAUAAACCAUGCACAUCCUGCUCUGUGGAAUGGAAGCCAUGAUGCAGCAAACCAAGUGACCCUGGGAGUAGACAAGAAAUCUCCAAUGGGCACAUGCUCCCCUGUGCCACCUCGUCCUUUAAGCCACAUGAUGGAACCUCGGAUACUUAGGCCAUCUUUGCCACCUAGUCAGUGGACUGAUCAGCCUAAUUUCCUACCUCAUGGAGCUCCACCCUCAGGGUAUAUGCGACAACCUGGAAAAGCCCUUGGUCAGCGAAUACAGCAGCAGCUACCAGCUUCUUUGUUUGGGCCUCCUCCUCAAAUACAGAGGGGAACCCCGGGUGGAGAUUCCAUGAUGGACAGUCCAGAGAUGAUUGCCAUGCAGCAGCUGUCCUCCCGGGUAUGCCCACCUGGUGUGCCUUAUCACCCACGUCAGCCUCCUCCCCCUCACUUACCUGGACCAUUCCCACAACUGGCCCGUGUGGCAGCUAUGAAUAUUCAACCUCCAAAACCUGUUUUAGGGAACGGGAAUUCUCAGGAUGCCAGUCAGACGAUAGAGACAGAGAACAAGCAAGUGGAGCCUCCACCAAGAGUGGAACAAAAAACCCAGUCUAUUAACCUAUCUGAAGGGACGUACCCGAAGCUGCUACCUCAUUCAAAGCCCCCUUUGAAAACUGAUUGCUCCAGGCAGAACUUGACACAGGAAAGAUUGGGAGAUGAUUCUGGAACUAAAAAUGAUCGAAAGGCAUCACAGAGCAAGAGCACAUGGGCAGCAGAGAGUAACUAUACAAGUCCAGUAGCCCAGGAGUGUGUGAGGGAUAUUGUAGCAUCAGCAAGAGAGAGAGGACCUUUGCCUGAAAACGGUACUGCAAGUGACGGGCCAUCCAGUGGUACAGAAGGGAAAACAGCGGGUGCUAACAAAACUGAGAAACCCCAUUGCACUGGAGAAAAAAGUAUGUUGGAAACAACUGUGCCUUGCAUGGGACAGAGUGCUGGUGCUCCUGCUGCUAUAGAUAGUAACCCAGCUGGAAGUACCUCUGGACAGUUUGCCCCACUCUACAUGCCCAAGCUGGAGUAUCCAAAUUCAGCCACACACUACCACAUCAAUCCAGGAUUGCAGGGGUUCAAUCCUAUGAUGGGAGGGAAGCCCCCUUCAGUUUCCCCCUCUCAACAUUUUCCCACUCAGGCCUUUCAGCCAAAUAACACCCCCCAUGGUGUUUUUCCUCGCUACCGUCCCCACCAAGGAGUCCCAUACCCUUAUCAACCACAGCCUUCCCCUUCUUAUCACCACUAUCAACAGCCUCCUUACUAUACUUGUACGCAAGGUUAUUCAGACUGGCAAACACCUUUCCCUCCCCAGUCUAGUCCCACUGGACAUCCGCAUGCACAGUCACCACUGACCAGGCCUCCUUUCUCAGACAGAGGAGCCAUGAGCAAUGUCAUGCAGGGCUGUGAGGUGUUUAAUACUGCUUUGUCUUCCCCAAACCGAAUGGACAUGGCAAGCACCAAAGAAAUUCCAAGCAGUGGGCAAGAGUUGCCACCAGAAGCUGAGAAAUCAGAUGGGUGCCAAGAGAGGCCUGAAAGUCCCAAAGAGUUUCUUGAUUUGGACAACCAUAAUGCAGCUACCAAGAGGCAAAGAUCAGUUGCAGCAGGAGAGUACUUGUAUGGCUCCCCUCCACCAUCUGCGAGUUCUUCUGGGCUUGGAUUUGGGCCCUCUGCUUUCCCACCCCAUGGUGUCAUGUUGCAAACAGGCUCAACCUAUCCCUCACGACAUCCAUCCAGUCACUUCCACCCUAGACCUUAUGGGCCACCAGUGAGUGCUCACUUGUCGCAUCAUCUAGUCACGAGUCAAGCGAAUGGCUAUGUUCAUGAGGGACCUCUGUAUCGUUGUCCUGAAGAGAAUGUGGGCCACUUUCAGGCCUUAAUGAUGGAGCAGACAGGACGUGGAGGAAGCAUGGAGGGACUAUCCCCAGAUAUGUACAGAACAUCAGGAAUGCCCAUGCACCAGCAACAAGCCCCAUUUCCAAAGGUGCCUGCAGCAACAGCAACCCAGGAAGAGCUGCCAAGACAAAAACCAUCAGCAUUGCCUCUAGAUCAAAGCUAGUCUAAGAAGUGAAGGAUUUGAAGAAGAUGAGAGCCUCCUGUGACUGAAGAAGAGUAAAGGAGAUUGUGAUUUCUACCAUCAUCUUUCUCAGCAGCAUUUGGCUUCUAAGUACUGGUGGAACACAAGACCCUCCAAGGUGUGGAAUUUUUCUGGAUCUGAACCAGCCAUUAUGGCAGCCACAACAACUGGGAGUGUCUCAGAUUAUUGAUUUACUUCUGCCAGAGGCUUGGUUUUCUUCAGGGUUUGAAGGACCUGUUUGAAAGACUUUAAAACUUUCAUGACCUGCUAAAACUCAGGUAUAUUUUUCAGGGUGAAAGACAGGAGACUGUGGAAAGUACUUGUAUUAAUGUGUGUGUUUGAAAUUGAAUCCAGUUUACAAUUUUUUAACUUGUUGCCUUUAAAAAACUUAUUUCUGUUGGUGAAUGUAUUGUACGUUAGGAUCAGAGCGGUAGGUCCAAAGCAUUCAGAGCAUCGCACUGGUUGAUCAUCAACUGUUUACAAUCAUGUCACACUGAAAUCCCUUAGGAGAGGAAAAGUGCAAGAGAUAGUGGAACCAUACAUGAUUUUUUUUUCAUUGGCAUCAUGUAUUAGCAGUUGGGAGCCGAGGGGCUGCCUGAUGUAUCAUCACAGGAAUUGCUCAGGUAAAAUCAAUGUUCCCCUCUUGCUCAUGGAUGGAUUGUAUGCACUGUUGCUUCUUGCUAGUGUGAGACUGAGGAAAUCAGGAACUAGAAUUUCUGGAAACUGAAAAAAAAUGUUGAGGUUGUACUAGCUUUUGCUCAAUAAUUUUUGAAUGGGAAUCAUAAAACUAUGGAUGAUUCAGGUAAAUUACUUAAAGUAAACAUUAAACAAACCGCCUUAGUUACAUCAUUAAGCAUUAAAAAUCCUUAGUCCAUAAAGUUCUAGGAAAGGAGAAAUUCUUAUGGAGUCUUCUUUAGCAGUCCUUCAGAACAUUUGAAUAAGGCAAAGAACAGAUGCGUAGUGAGUUAUUUGGUAUCACUAUAAUUCAGCAUGAUCCUGUGAGAAUUGUGCAGAAAGAGAAAUUCUCCUUUGAACAUUUGAUAUAAUAGAAUAUAAACAUAUCUCCUGAGAAAGGAACCACUUUUGAUCCUAUAUGUAAGCACCACAACAUAUAAAUUAAGGAAUAUAAUCUUAAUCCUUCUCUAUGUUGCAAAGACUGUAUAUUUUGGACUUCAGAAUUCUCUCUAAAUUUGCCCAGCAGAUCAAACUGUCAGUGACAUUGCUAUGACUGCAGGAACUGCAAAACUUGCAUGUGACAUUGAUAUGCUUGCAGACCAAUGUGGGGAUACCAGACCUGGGAUAGUGAAGGUGUUACCAGCUGACACAAAACCAUAUAAAGGGGUUUUCUGCUGAAACUCUGAUAGUGCUGUCACUUGCCAGGUUUACUGUCCAGGUGCGCCUAGUAAAUGAAAAAAGCAGUAGAGAAAUUAUUGUGACAAGAAAGACUAAGGUUUGCAAUGCUGCCUACAGUAAAAUAAUGUGGAAACUUGAUUUGUAUUUAGCAAAUCUAUGUUUCUAACCUGGCUAGGAUGCAAAUGCAUUAGGGAUACACAUUUUCUGGGCACUACUUUAUUCUGCUGAUAGAUUUUGCUCUCCCUGUUUUUUAAAAAAAUUGGAUUGUGCCUGCUGCAAGGUUGGAAAUAAAUCAAGUAAUUCCUCUGCCCUGCCCGCUCUCCUGCUACUGAUCCUUGCUUGUCUCCUUUCAGUGUAAGUUUGUAACUGAGCAGGAAAAUCCCAUGUCUGCUUGAAUGUCUCUAUUCAGAUCUAUGUCUAGAGACAGGAAUGGGUGCUUAUACAAGCAAGGAAAGAAAGAUGUGAACCUAUAUCUUCCUCCCAGUCUCCCUGCAGGCACAGUGCCAAAGACAAGCAAUAAAAAGGUUCACAACCACAUCUCUAGUGACAAUUAGGGUAAAUUAGCACCAAUGCAGUGCUAUAGUAAGUGGCUUAUACAUGUAUUAUAAAAUAUAAUACAUACAAACUCCUACAUUACAGAUAAUACUUUUCAUUUACAUUUCACACUUCCAGAUUACUGUUUGCUGGUUCUUUCAUUAAUUACCAGAACCUUAAGUCAAAUCAGUAUCCUAAUAACAUAAACUCACAAGUAGUUGCUAUAUGAAUUUGGUGUGGGUACCAAAGUGCUCUCUAUAGCAAUUAUUAAAUAUUAUUACAAUGGCUUUCCUUUCCCCCCUAAUUUCUUCUAGUCUCUUGUCUAAUGAGUUCACAAAUACACAAGAGAAAGUGUCAUUCCUUGUGUGACCCAAGCUUUAUUUUGGGAAUAAAAUCCAGUUACAUAACUUUCUUAGUUUGUGAAACAAAAAUUAAAAAAAAAAGUCACCGCACUUUACAAACAACUGUUUCAUUGUGAAAUGUAUUUUCAAAGGGACAAGUCAACUACAUAAAGCAAAUUAAUUGCUGGUAAAAGCUUACUUCACAGUGAGCUUGUUAGAAUGAGGUUAAAACCCCUUAUAUGGGUUUGGCAAAUUGGAAUUAAUAACUAUAUACAGUGGUGCCUCGCUUGACGAUGUUAAUUUGUUCCAGCGAAAUCACUGUAGA
Molecule: messenger RNA, 7502 nt
Organism: Pogona vitticeps (central bearded dragon)
Lineage: Eukaryota; Metazoa; Chordata; Lepidosauria; Squamata; Agamidae
Gene: CECR2
Product: CECR2 histone acetyl-lysine reader
Biological process (GO): single fertilization; chromatin remodeling
Cellular component (GO): CERF complex
Molecular function (GO): protein binding
Source: RefSeq, a predicted model, not a curated record